AUUUUUUAACUUUGAAAUCAUUUCUGUGAAAAAUCUCUUGAACCUUCGCCCUUUUCUCUCUCUUGCGCAUCUGCGGUGGAUUUGCUCUGAGAAUUACAGAAAUUCAGAUCUGAAUCCAUAACCAUGUCUUCAUCGAAUUACCCCGCCACAACUGAUUCCCUUAUCCAAGCUACCCAAUCCAACGUUCCAGCUGAAGCUAUCUCCAUCCUUUACUCCAUUAUCGAAAACCCUUCAUCUUCAUCAGAUGCCCUACGCAUCAAAGAACAAGCCAUCACCGCUCUCUCCGAUCUUCUCAGGAAAGAAGGCCAAUCGGAAGACCUUCGAAACCUCCUAACUAAACUCCGACCAUUCUUCACCUUAAUCCCAAAGGCAAAAACCGCCAAAAUCGUCCGCAGUAUUGUUGACGCAGUUGCUAAAAUUCCCAACACGUCCGAUCUGCAAAUCUCCCUCUGCAAGGAAAUAGUCCAAUGGACACGUGACGAAAAACGAACUUUUCUACGUCAGAGAAUUGAGGCUAGGCUUGCUGCUCUACUGCUCGAGAGCAAGGAAUAUUCUGAAGCACUAAAUCUCCUCUCGGGUCUCGUCAAGGAGGUGCGAAGAUUGGACGAUAAGCUCCUAUUGGUCGAAAUCGACUUGCUCGAGAGCAAACUCCAUUUCUCGUUGAGAAACCUCCCCAAAGCUAAAGCUGCACUAACGGCAGCAAGAACUGCAGCAAACGCUAUCUACGUGCCUCCAGCUCAGCAGGGAACUAUUGAUCUACAGAGUGGGAUUCUUCACGCGGAAGAGAAGGACUACAAAACGGGCUACAGUUACUUCUUUGAAGCUUUCGAAGCUUUCAACGCCCUAGAAGAUCCACAGGCGAUUUACAGCCUGAAGUACAUGCUUCUGUGCAAGAUUAUGGUGGGCCAGGCUGAUGACGUGGCGGGGAUAAUAUCAUCUCCGAAAGUUGGUCUGCAGUAUCAAGGGCCGGAAUUGGAUGCCAUGAAAGCCGUGGCGGAUGCUCACUCGAAGCGUUCGCUCAAACUAUUUGAGGUUGCUCUCAAGAAUUUCAGGACACAGCUCGAUGAAGACCCUAUUGUGCAUAGGCAUCUUUCUUCGCUUUACGAUACUCUGUUGGAGCAGAAUCUUUGCAGGUUGAUUGAGCCGUUCUCGAGGGUUGAGAUUGCGCACAUUGCUGAGUUGAUUGAGUUGCCAGGUCAGAGUGUUGAGAAGAAACUGUCUCAGAUGAUUUUGGAUAAGAAGUUUGCUGGGACUUUGGACCAGGGUGCUGGAUGCUUGAUCAUAUUCGAUGAUCCUAAAACGGAUGCGAUUUAUCCGGCGACAUUGGAGACUAUUUCGAACAUGGAGAAGGUUGUGGACAGUCUUUAUGCAAGGUCUGCAAAGAUAAUGGCUUGAGAGGAGGGAUUUUAAUUUUGGAGAGACUCAACUUUUCUGCUUAGCAAUUAUUCUCUUUCUUCAUUAGUUGUGAGACAUGAAUUAACUUCUGUAUUAUUGUUCAUCUUAUCUGUUUUAUUUUUUCUUAUGAACUGCAUUUUCUUGUUUGAGGAGCAUUUGAUUGUUAUUUGAUAUUUGUGAACUUGGAUUUAA
Erythranthe guttata (spotted monkey flower) is the source of this 1587-nucleotide messenger RNA. RefSeq names its product non-ATPase subunit 9 (gene ATS9). The record is from RefSeq and is a predicted model, not a curated record. Lineage: Eukaryota; Viridiplantae; Streptophyta; Magnoliopsida; Lamiales; Phrymaceae.